AUGAAGAAAAAUUUCUUGAAAAGUAGCGUUGAAAACGCAUCGCUCAACAUACUCUUGCAAGUUGCAUUUCGAUGCUUGACAUUUGUUAUAAACGCUUUUGUUUUGCGACAUGUCUCUCAAAAUGAAUUGGGAGUUACAAAUGUCCGUUUAUUAUUACUCGAGUCAACAAUUUUGUUUCUGAGCAGAGAAGCAUUUCGUCGUGCUUGUUUGACAGAUACCUUGCAUCACCAUUGGCUCAAGGUCAUCAAUCUCAUUUGGUUCUCUGUACCAUUAUGUGCAGCUAUUUGUGGAAUUUGCGGUUAUAUUUGGCUUCACUUGCUAAGCCAACCUGAUAUUACUGUUACUACAUAUUAUGAAUUUGGUGUAUGGUCAAUACUUAUAAGUUGUAUCAUCGAACUAUGCUGCGAACAGUUAUAUAUUGUAGCUCAAGCAUUCUUAUUUGUCAAGUUGCAGGUUGUAUUAGAAAUAAUAAACGUUGCUGUUCGCACAAUCGUGUACACUACAAUGGUGUUGUAUUGGAAUGGUCAAAAUGCUGUACUAGCGUUUUCAUUCGCACAACUUGCGUCAGUCAUAGCAUACACCAUGUCAUUUUACAUAUACUUUUGGUAUUAUACAAAAAAAGACAAAAAAGAUUUUCCUUUCAAAACCAUGUGGGAAUUUUUUCCAAAUUUUACUGGAAGAAAAUUGUCGGAAUGUAUGGAUUUUACUCUACUUAAGUUAUUGUGGAGUUUCUUGAAACAAGGAUUUAUGAAACAACUAUUGACUGACGGUGAACGUUAUGUAAUGACAUUUUUUAAUACACUAAAAUUUGAUCAACAAGGUGUAUACGAUGUAGUCAACAAUUUGGGAUCAUUAGCUGCUAGGUUUUUGUUCAAACCUGUAGAAACCGCUGCAUAUUUCUAUUUUAGUCAACUUGUUCAAAGAGAAGUGCCAAUCCAAACACAAAUCAAACAGGAUCCUAACCGCAUAAAAGAAGCAGCUAGCGUUCUGGAAUGCCUGUUACGUGUUAAUAGCUCUAUUGGUUUAAUUGCACUAUCUUUUGGACAAGCAUAUGCUAAACUAGCAUUAUUUCUAUACGGAGGAACAGCAUUGGCUACUGGAAUUGGACCAGCGCUGUUACAAAUGCAUUGUUUGGCCAUUCUGUUUUUAGCCGUUAAUGGUAUCACUGAAUGUUAUGCGUCAGCUACCAUGAAUGUUUCUGAAUUAAACAAAUACAAUGUGGAAAUGGUUAUAUUGUCUGUGAUAUUUUUAUUUAUUUCUCUGAUAUUUUCUACACUUUUUGGCGGAAUUGGUUUUAUUUUCGCAAAUUGUUGUAAUUUCACUUUUAGAAUCAUUCAAUGCGGUCGUUACAUUCUAUCUCAAUAUAAAGGUACAAAUUACAAUCCACUUAAUGGAUUAAGGCCAAAAAAAUCAUUCAUUUGUUGUUUAAUGUUGUCAACGGUUAUUACAAUAUAUUCUGAGGCAAAAUAUUAUGAAGAAAAAAAACUUACACAUGUUAUAAUAGGAGGUACAUUGUUUCUACUAACAACAUUAGUUUGGUUGUAUGAAGAAAUGGCCACAUUUAGGUUUUUAACUAAAGUUUAUUGCUCAAAGCACAAUUAA
Molecule: messenger RNA, 1602 nt
Organism: Macrosiphum euphorbiae (potato aphid)
Lineage: Eukaryota; Metazoa; Arthropoda; Insecta; Hemiptera; Aphididae
Source: the annotation of a GenBank genome assembly